ACAAAACUACGGGAACCUACCAUUUACACUUUGUUAGUCAAGUAGCAUUUUCCCAUCCAGAAAUAUGAGAAUGCCCAACUUGAUGGGUGAUUCCAUUUCUAUACUAAUUUGUCACUGGAUUGGUCCGUAAUCACAGGCAAUAUCUCAGAACUGGAUCGGCCAACGUUUGAACCCCGUGCAAAAGCGGGACGCGGUCAAAGUAAUUAGUGAUUUGUAUAGGAAAGAAAGAGAGCUCGAUCAAAAUCUUGGUUCUCUGCACAACCCAAAUCCUUUAUCUUUCUGGGUUCAGCUUAUUUUCAAGCAAUCCAUCUGCUUGCACUUUUCCAGUACAACAUUUUUAAGACAUAUUCACUAUUUACAAGCUUCAAUAAUGGAAUGAGAUUUUUCCUUUAAACAUAGAGAUUUGAGAACAUAUGGUUGAAUUUUUCUGGUGACUUGUAUUUAUGAUUGUUCAGACGUUAUAUCUUGUUGGUUCUUGGAUCUUUAUUUUUCAUUUGAACUUAUCAAAAAAAAAAAAAAAAUUCAUUUGAUGCCAUCUUCAAUGCUGUGUUAUGCAAUUACAGUUUGUUCCUCUGGUCCUAGAUACCUCGUGCAGAAUUUAAGGAUGGCUGCCUUAACCAGAAUUGGUCUUGCUGGCCUUGCUGUCAUGGGGCAAAAUCUAGCCCUCAACAUUGCUGAGAAUGGAUUCCCAAUUUCUGUGUAUAAUCGGACCACCUCUAAAGUUGACGAAACAGUAGAACGAGCCAAACGAGAAGGAAACCUUAUCUUAUAUGGUUUCCAUGACCCUGAAUCCUUUGUUCGUUCAAUCCAAAAGCCUCGUGUCAUAAUCAUGCUUGUAAAGGCCGGGGCUCCAGUUGAUCAAACCAUCAAAACCCUCUCGGUUUACAUGGAGAAAGGAGACUGUAUCAUUGACGGUGGUAAUGAGUGGUAUGAGAACACUGAGAGGAGGGAGAAAGCCAUGGCUGAAUGGGGUUUACUUUAUCUUGGAAUGGGAGUUUCGGGUGGAGAAGAGGGUGCUCGCCAUGGGCCGUCUUUGAUGCCUGGAGGUUCCUUUGAGGCCUACAGGCACAUUGAAGAUAUCCUUCUUAAGGUGGCUGCCCAGGUUCCUUAUAGUGGACCGUGUGUUACUUACAUUGGUAAAGGAGGAUCAGGGAACUUUGUCAAGAUGGUUCACAAUGGGAUUGAAUAUGGUGAUAUGCAGCUAAUUGCAGAGGCCUACGAUGUUCUUAAAUCAGUUGGAAAGCUUUCGAAUGAGGAAUUAAGCCAUGUUUUCUCAGAAUGGAACAAGGGAGAGCUUUUGAGCUUCUUGAUUGAGAUUACUGCAGAUAUAUUUAAAAUCAAGGAUGACAAGGGAGAAGGUUAUCUAGUGGACAAGGUUUUGGAUAAAACUGGCAUGAAGGGUACUGGUAAAUGGACAGUUCAGCAAGCUGCUGAGUUGUCAAUUGCAACCCCCACCAUAGCAUCUUCUUUGGAUGCCAGGUUCCUCAGUGGUCUGAAGGAGGAAAGGGUUAAAGCAAGCAAAGUUUUCAAGUCAAGUGGCAUUGGCAAAGGUCUUACAGAUCAAGCAGUGGAUAAGGCAAAAUUGACUGAUGAGGUGAGGCAAGCACUUUAUUCAUCCAAAAUAUGUAGCUAUGCCCAGGGAAUGAACUUGAUACGUGCAAAAAGCAUUGAAAAAGGUUGGGACUUGAAACUAGGGGAGCUUGCUAGGAUUUGGAAGGGCGGUUGCAUCAUCCGUGCCAUGUUUUUGGACCGCAUCAAGAAAGCCUAUGACAGAAACCCAGAUCUUGCCAACCUACUUGUGGAUCCAGAGUUUGCAAAGGAGAUCAUCGAGCGACAGUCUGCUUGGCGAAGAGUUGUCUGCCUUGCUAUCAAUGCAGGUAUUAGUACUCCGGGUAUGUCCUCUAGUCUUGCUUAUUUUGACACAUUCAGGAGGGAGAGGCUGCCUGCUAAUUUGGUCCAAGCUCAAAGAGAUUACUUUGGAGCUCAUACAUAUGAGAGGAUUGACAUACGAGGAUCCUUCCAUACUGAAUGGUUCAGGAUUUCUAGACGGUCAAAGAUCUGACUGCCUGUGGUGGUCUACUGAUGGAAUCAUUGGAAUGUCGUCAGUAAUGUAACAACAUUUAUUGAGAGACUGGUAAAUUGGGAUAUCAUCCUAUCAUCUGUUCAAGAUAGGUUUUAUCAAAUCCUUUCAAUAUUCUGGAGAUAGUUCUUGUUGAUCUGUUUGUUGUGAAGAUCGUUCUUGAGCAAUUAAAUUUUGUAAUGUUAAUUAUGCAAUCCUACAUUAAAGGGUUAUUUUAACAUUGUUCCAUGUUUUAUAUGUUAAAAGGAUUAUUUACUAGAAGAAUGGAUUCUCACUGUCUCGAUGCUUUUUUCUCC
This is a messenger RNA of Juglans microcarpa x Juglans regia, 2376 nucleotides long. RefSeq names its product 6-phosphogluconate dehydrogenase, decarboxylating 1-like. Bases 530 to 2062 code for a protein of 510 amino acids. Gene Ontology annotation, molecular function: NADP binding; phosphogluconate dehydrogenase (decarboxylating) activity. Gene Ontology annotation, cellular component: cytosol. Gene Ontology annotation, biological process: pentose-phosphate shunt; pentose-phosphate shunt, oxidative branch. The record is from RefSeq and is a predicted model, not a curated record. NCBI's taxonomy places the organism in Eukaryota, Viridiplantae, Streptophyta, Magnoliopsida, Fagales, Juglandaceae. The transcript is spliced from 2 exons.